Molecule: messenger RNA, 1023 nt
Organism: Cyphellophora attinorum
Lineage: Eukaryota; Fungi; Ascomycota; Eurotiomycetes; Chaetothyriales; Cyphellophoraceae
Product: putative ribokinase
Exons: 1
Coding region: 1-1023 (340 amino acids)
Biological process (GO): D-ribose metabolic process
Molecular function (GO): ribokinase activity
Source: RefSeq, a predicted model, not a curated record
AUGGCGCAAGUAAAGCCACUCAUCAGCGUCAUCGGCUCCCUCAACGUCGACUUCGUGACGCUCACUCCUCGAGUGCCAGCAGCUGGAGAAACACUGACAGCACGGUCGAUGACAGUCCAUGCCGGAGGCAAAGGCGCCAACCAAGCAGUCGCUUGCGGCAAAGCAUCAUGGGUCACCAAAGAUGCGCAGGACGUCGACGUUGCGAUGAUUGGAUGCGUGGGCAAAGGUGAUCCGUACUAUGCCUCUCUCCUGAAACCAACACUCGAAAACAGUGGAGUCUCGAUGGCCGGCAUUGAGGAGAUCGAUGGAAGUCAGACUGGCACAGCCACGAUUCUCGUGGAGGACAGCGGUCAGAACAGGAUCCUCUUCGUGCCUGGCGCAAACUUCGAUGGCAUGCAAGACUCGCGCAAGGCCAUAGACUUGGCAACAAAAACGGCUGAGCCUACGGUCUUGGUCAUGCAAGGAGAAAUUCCGCGCAGACCGACGUUCGAGAUCCUCGAAUACUUCGGCUCGCGGUCGACUCAGACCAUCUGGAACCCGGCACCGGUCUACGACGAUGGUAUUCCGGCAAGAGUACUGCAGCACAUUGAUUACCUGAUAGUGAAUGAAACAGAGUGUCUGCUGCUAGCCAAAGGCGCCAGCAUGGCUAUCACUGUCGAAGAUGAGGACAACAUGACAUCGACGGAGCUGGAAAGCAUCGCGAAGGCGUACAAGAAAAUCGGCGUCAAGAAUCUGCUAGUCACUUUGGGCGCCAGGGGCGUCUUCUACUCUGCUGCCGAUGGACAGCAAGGUCUGGUUGCAGGGUUGAGAGUACCGAAGGUUGUUGACACCACGGCUGCAGGCGAUACGUUCGUUGGGUUCUUUGCUGCCGCGCUAGCAAGGUAUGGAUCAAGGAACGCCACCAGUGCCGGUGCCGUCUUCGACGUUGCCGUGGCGGUCAAACGUGCUAAUGCUGGUGCUGCGGUCACAGUCCAGCGCCCAGGCGCAGGCGAAAGCAUUCCCUUCGGCUACGAGGUAUCGUGA